CUUUAUACGAAGCACUUAUUGACCGCCACAGACAGGGACUAUUUCCUUCACUUUCUUGUCUGCGGGAUUAGAUUUCAUGGUUUAUAAAAAUGUUUAAGCCUUCCCAACCCAUGAUGGCGCGCUUGCGCUUGACCACGAAGCAAGUCAAUGGCGGUUACUACAAGGGAAACCGGACUGGCUCCAUGGGACACUGGGGGAAAAAUGGCUCUACCUAUAUCAUUGACUGGAACAAAGUCCGCACUUAUGUUGUCCCCGAUAGCCUCAGUGAAUUUAAGCUCACACCGUUCGUAACGAACAAGAUGCCUCCGACGAAGAGCAAGUACACGAAAGAGGAAAAUAAGAACGGUAGAAAUAUUGUAUACCAGCGGGCUCUGGAAGGCGAGGACUAUCUCCAGGUAUGGGCAUUGGAGAACGCACGGGAAUCCAUAGCGCUCGAGGAAAACUCGGAGUUGCUGGGGCAGAAAAGGACCACCGGUGAUGAAACCAAAUAAUGGAGAUUGACAUUAUGGGUCUGGAAACUGACAGCGAAACACCUCUCUCCCCUCCGGACCGUCGUCCUCCCAAAAAGACCUCCAACGACAGUACACUGCGCAAGAGUUCCUUUUUAUUUUAUUCUGUUUGUAUUAUAUUUGCGGGUGCGGAACUUGGUACAUUGGACUAGGAUUCAUAAUGCUGUUCUACCUCAAGCGGCGCCGGUGGGUUGGAUUUUCAGAACAACAGGGGCCGAAUCUGUUGAAAUACAGAUCUUCAUGGUCUACACUAAAUCUGGUAUACUUACGAAUGUAAAAUCUUCUAUUCAAAUCCAU
Molecule: messenger RNA, 806 nt
Organism: Monascus purpureus
Lineage: Eukaryota; Fungi; Ascomycota; Eurotiomycetes; Eurotiales; Aspergillaceae
Source: the annotation of a GenBank genome assembly